UCCAAACUUUAGUCAAGCCCAUCUCUCUCUUUUGCAGACUUUGAUUGUUUACUCCAUCAUUCUUCAUUUUUUCCCUUUUUUUUUUUAUUGCAGAUUAAGUUUUCCUUUGAGAACACAGACAGGGAUCACCACAGACACUAAGCUGAGAAUCUUUGAUGGGGCAUCUGGGUUUCUUCCUGAUGAACAUUAGUAUCUAAAGACUGUAGGAAUUGGAGCCAUGAGAAAUCUUGUCUCUCUGUUUUUCUUUAUUUUGGGGCUGCAACUAUAUGGAGAUUUGAGCUUCUCAUUUGCUCAAUCAGAAUCCCUAGGGUUUGGGGUCAUUGAAGCUGAAUCUAGAGAUGAGUCCACCAACGAAACUCCGAGUUACAAUUAUGAAAGAUUUGAUGAGGUGGAGAAGAAGUGCAAAUUUGUUCUGUCUUCUGCUUCUGAGUUGAGCUCUGAUACUUCUAGGUUUCUUAGAAUGAAGGAACAGCUCCAAUUUGUGAAUGGAGAUUGGAGGCAAGAUGAGGGAAAGUAUCCACUAAUGCCUUUUAAUAAUGGAAGUUAUGUGUUUUCAAAAAGGAGGUACUAUAUGGAUCAUGUAAAUGGCUCUGCAAGUGUUGAGACCAGCCCUUUGAAAUUGAUUUCCUUUUGGGUUAUGGACAUCGAUCCUGCCCAUCAAACUAAGAAGUCUGUUAGUGUUAGUGGGUUAUUGUCAAUGGGCAUAACUUUGGAUGGUACUUUUGAGCAAUGGUCCUCUGAACAUCCUCGCUUUCAGUUUUGGCCUGGCCGUUCCGAGCUCUCGUUGCCUUUUCAAGGAAUCUAUACCGAAUCCAAGAAGAAUGGUGGGGAAAGAGUGCUGUGUUUGUUGGGUUCUGGGUUGUUACCUUCCCGGGAUCAGGAGUCUGAUGACCCGUGGAGUUGGGCCAAGGAUUCGAAUGUGAAUCGUCACCAAAUGCCACUUCUCCAAGACGAUCAAAUUCUACUUGUUCUGCGGUUUCCAAUGAAAUUUACGUUGACAAGUCGGGUAAUUCAAGGUGAAUUGAGAAGUUUGAACCCCAAGUCGAACCUGAAGUACUUCGACAACAUUCACAUUUUGUCUCAACUGGGAGGUGUGCACUACGACUUUGUAUCCGAGAAAUCUGUAAAAAAAGCUUGUGCUCCAUACCCUUACAAUGAUAGCUUGAUGAAGAAAAAUAUUAGUAUGUAUAGAGGUUCUUCUUUUUGCAGGGUCUUGCAAGAAAUGACCAGAGAACAAGCUUUCACAGUCCUCCCAAACUGGAGAUGCAACUCUACAGAUGUUUUUUGUCGGAAAUUGGGUCCAUUUGUAUCAGAUAAAGAGAUCAAUAGAACAGAUGGAAGUUUUAAGAAUGUCAAGAUUUAUAUGCAGGAUGUGACAUGUAAGAUACAGGGCUCUAACAAAAACGACAUUUCUGCUAGUGUUUCAGCUGUUUUCAGGGCCGUUUCGCCAUCGGAGAAUCUCUAUUCCGCAUGGAGAAGAUCUGCGCUUAAUAACAUGACAAUGGUGUCUGAGGGAAUGUGGAAGUCUUCCAGUGGGCAACUUUGUAUGGUUGGUUGUCUUGGACUUGUUAAUGGUGAGAAGAUCUCCUGUGACUCUAGGAUUUGCCUGUAUAUACCUAUCUCGUUUACCCUAAAACAACGGAGUAUUCUUGUCGGUUCUAUUUCGAGCAUUAAUGAUAAGCCAACAUACUUCCCUUUGUCAUUUGAAAAGUUAUUUCAGCCUAUGGAGUUGUGGAGUCAUUUCAGUGACUCCCAUCCAUUUUACAGCUAUACAAAAAUUGCAUUAGCUGGUGCUGUGCUUGAGAGAAACGAGGCUUUCAGUUUUGGAUCCGUCAUAAAGAAGUCAUUGCUGCGUUAUCCGAAACUGGAAGACACAGAAUCAUAUGAAUUCAGCGAGUCUCUUCUCUCAGAGGAUCUCACCCUUCAUGUCCCUGCACUUCUCAAUCCAGCAGCUGGUUCUCGAACUUCCAGAAUUGAUGUUCAAUUGGAUAUCAUCUCUGUUGGUUCCUUUUUUGGUCGAUAUUGGUCGGGGCUAAACGGAUCUAUCUCGGAUGUGGAAACUCCUUAUCAUUCUAGGCCUGAAUACACUGAAAAGCAGCUUCUCUUGAAUGUAUCUGCACAACUCUCGCUACUCGAUCAGAUGUAUAGCAAUUUUUCUGCGCUUUUCUUGGAGGGGAUUUAUGAUCCACAUGUUGGACACAUGUAUCUAGUUGGUUGCAGAGACGUUCGGGCGUCAUGGAAAGUUUUGUUCGAUAGCAUGGAUCUCGAAGAUGGCUUGGAUUGUCAAAUUGAGGUGGUUGUCUCCUAUCCUCCCACUACAGCUCAGUGGUUAGUCAAUCCAACUGCAAAGAUUUCGAUUUCCAGCCGACGAACGGAGGAUGACCCUUUCUACUUCAGCCCCAUAAAACUUGAAACAAUGCCGACCAUGUACAGGAGGCAGCGACAGGAUAUUCUUUCUCGUAAGAGCGUAGAGGGUAUGCUCCGAAUAUUGACACUCUCGCUGGCAAUUGCUUGCAUCUCGAGCCAAAUACUUUAUAUAAACCGUAAUCUGGAGUCUGUUCCAUACACAUCUCUCAUUAUGCUGGGAGUUCAAUCCCUUGGUUAUACUCUCCCACUUGUCACAGGUGCAGAAGCUGUCUUCAAGCGGCGAGGAGGUCCCGAAUCUUACAAUGACAACUCGUAUGAUCUUGAAGAUAACCUUUGGUUUCUUGUGAUCGAUUACAUAGUGAAGCUUCUAAUAGUGAUCUCACUGCUAUUGACUUUAAGGCUUUUCCAGAAGGUUUGGAAAUCUCGGAUCAGGUUACUUCGACAAGCUCCUCUCGAACCGCACCGCGUUCCCAGUGAUAAAUGGGUGCUUAUUGCUACCUUGUUUAUACAUCUCAUCGGUUACGUGGCCGUUCUCAUUGUUCGUGCUUCAAGGACAGCCGAAAUCCGGGUAGUGAGUGACAUGGUACCUAGCGUAAGUCCAAGUUCCCACAUGAUGCAGGGAUGGAAAAGAGACCUACAAGAGUAUGUGGGACUUGUUCAAGAUUUCUUCUUACUUCCUCAAAUCAUUGGGAACUUGUUAUGGCAAAUUGAUUGCAGACCUCUCAGGAAGUUCUAUUUCAUUGGAAUCACACUGGUCAGACUUCUCCCACACUUCUAUGAUUUCAUAAGAGCUCCCACUGUAAAUCCUUACUUUGUUCAAGAGUAUGACUUUGUGAACCCAAGCAUGGACUUCUACUCUAGAUUUGGGGAUGUUUUCAUCCCUUUGAUUGCAUUUAUCCUCGCGGUUGUCGUCUACAUUCAGCAGCGAUGGAACUACGAGAAGCUCAGCCAGGCUCUCGUCGUCGGACGGGUUAGGCUUCUUCCAAGUGCUUCCAGAAUUUAUCAGAGGUUGCCUUCCAAGUCAUAUGAAGCAGAAGCUGAACUUGCUUCUGCUGAAAAUGGCAACACCAAACGUGAAGAUGUAGAUUGACGCUGAACCGAUUUACGAUCCUUGUCGACAUCAAAGUUGUUUUUAACAGGCAAUGAAAUCAGAGUUCGUUGCUGUAAUUUUUCCCCUUUUUUUAGAGUAAAAAUGGUGUUGUUUACUACACAAUUUCCACCUGUUUACUGUACGUGGAUGUUUUUGUACCAAAUAAAACACUCAGAAGCCUCAUUUGAGGAUCUCUGAAGUAAGGUAUUAAAUAGAUCUCAUGAGGAUUAGUCUUUUGUUUU
Messenger RNA from Momordica charantia (bitter melon), 3699 nucleotides. Its product is annotated as PII, uridylyltransferase (DUF2921). Lineage: Eukaryota; Viridiplantae; Streptophyta; Magnoliopsida; Cucurbitales; Cucurbitaceae. The record is from RefSeq and is a predicted model, not a curated record. Gene Ontology annotation, cellular component: intracellular membrane-bounded organelle.